AUGCACACACCACCUUCUCGUGCAGGUGCUCCUGUAACCCAAAAUUAUGGUGGUAUAAGUGGAUAUUAUCCUCCGCAAAAAGGUGGAUAUCCUAAACAGACUGGAUAUUCCCAACCUACUUACUCACAACCAAACGCGUACCCGAAUAUGCAAGGGAGUCAUCAUUAUGCACGACAAAAUUCUGGUUAUCAAGGCUACCCACCAACUACACCACCACCUAACCAACAAAGCUUUUCACCAAUUACACCGCCACCAAAUCAACAAAGCUUUCCACCAAAUACGUUGUCUGUAAACCAACAACAUGCAAAUCCACAGAAACCACAAUCUAAUGAGAAACCGAAGAGCAAACACGGACUUUUAAACUUUAAAAAAUUUUAA
Messenger RNA from Racocetra fulgida, 378 nucleotides. Lineage: Eukaryota; Fungi; Glomeromycota; Glomeromycetes; Diversisporales; Gigasporaceae. The record is from the annotation of a GenBank genome assembly.